Messenger RNA from Dunckerocampus dactyliophorus (ringed pipefish), 4287 nucleotides. RefSeq names its product tromal interaction molecule 2a (gene stim2a). The transcript has 12 exons. Gene Ontology annotation, molecular function: calcium channel regulator activity; protein binding; calcium ion binding. Bases 963 to 4076 code for a protein of 1037 amino acids. The record is from RefSeq and is a predicted model, not a curated record. Gene Ontology annotation, cellular component: plasma membrane; endoplasmic reticulum. Gene Ontology annotation, biological process: intracellular calcium ion homeostasis; activation of store-operated calcium channel activity; store-operated calcium entry. NCBI's taxonomy places the organism in Eukaryota, Metazoa, Chordata, Actinopteri, Syngnathiformes, Syngnathidae.
CACAGGCUAGAGGUCAAAGCUGUACCACUAUUUUUAAACUGGGAGCCAGAUUGCUGCAAUGAAACCUUACACUUUGUUAGGCUACUGUUAGAGCCGGUGUGAGUCCGUUUGUGUCCUUUAUGCUAUUAAUGUCGCUGCAUAAUCAUUUUAGUUCAACGGGCAGAUUACUGUGGGGGGCUUGUGUACUAUGUUUGUUAAAAACAUGCACUAAAACCCGCAUACGACAAACAUGUAGACAAAGUUAACGGGGCAUAGUUUGAAGAUCUGUGAAAAUGGCACCAUCUGCGUGUCCCACCGGGCAACGACAUGACAUGUCACACUACUCCUGUCAGGAUCUCAAGCUAAAGCUUAAAAAGUGUGUGUGUGUGUGUGUGUGUUGGGGGUGGGGUCAUGUAGCAACUAAGUCAGCAUUCCCAAAACAAAAUAAACAGCAAACAGGAAAAGACUCAAAUCUGUAUAUGCAGGUCAAUGAAACAAACGGUGUAGCACAUGUUUUAAAAACCCUCUGCAUAUUUGGGGUGGGGGGUUGGUGUGAGGAAACUUAAUAAUGUGAUGAGACCCUGUUGCAAGAGAGAGACUCACAGGAAGACAGACAUCUUGGGGUCUUCACGUCAUUAGGAAAGAAGUGCAGUACAGGACCAACAACUGCCACAGAAUAGGAUUGUGUUUGUAGACAUCAGGCGUUUGUUCUUUUCAUCAUCCAGUCUGAAAGGGAGAUGUUUUACCGUUUUGGGGUCACCACAUAGGAUUUUAUUCAUGAUGGAUCAGUCUCCAGAUGAACCAUUCUGGGCUUUUUGAUUUCCUUUAUGGAAUCUGAAUCGAAUAUUUUCCUGGAAUUACCGGUACACGGGCUCGCUUUUUGAUCAUUUCGAGGCACUGUCCCGUUAGCUUGAGUACUUUUUGAGCGUUGUGUUAUCGCACAGCCUACAGUUCAUUUGUGUCUUUCAGGAGUUUCUCUCGAAAUGCUGCCCUUGUUGCUAUUUUUGUUCCUAAUUUUUCCUGCCGCUCUUUUGGCGGCUACGCAAAGUGCCGGUGACCUGCAGAGCAUCACCUUCCCGAGUGGGGGCGUAGCUUUCAAUCCAGGAGACCCCUGCAUGGUGGUGUCUCCGCCAUGUUUGAGCGAUGCUGAUCGUUUCAGCCUGGAGGCCCUGCGGAGCAUCCAUCAGAUGAUGGACGAUGACAAGGAUGGAGGGAUUGAGGUGGAGGAAAGCGUGGAGUUCAUUAUUGAAGACAUGAAGCAGCAGCAGACCAACAAACAUAGCAACCUGCACAGAGAGGACCAGCACAUAACAGUGGAGGAGCUCUGGAAAGGCUGGAAGUCAUCUGAAGUCCAUAAUUGGACCCAAGACGAUGUCCUCCGCUGGCUCAGAGAGUUUGUCGAGUUGCCGCAGUAUGAGAGAAACUUUAAAGAUCUCAAAGUCAAUGGCAACACACUGCCAAGGAUUGCAGCCAAUGAACCGUCCUUCCUGAGCAGCCACCUGAGAGUUCAGGACCAGAGAGACAAACAGAAGCUCAACAUCAAAGCUCUUGACGUAGUGCUGUUUGGACCGCCAACACGCCCCCCUCACAAUUACAUGAAGGACCUGCUGCUAAUUGUAUCCGUGGUGAUGGGAGUUGGGGGAUGCUGGUUUGCUCAGGCCCAGAACAAAGCCAGCAAGAUCCACAUCACCAAGAUGAUGAAGGAUCUGGAGAGUCUGCAAAGGGCUGAACAAAGCCUCUUAGACCUGCAGGAACAAUUGGAGCGAGCCCAGGAGGAGAAACGCAAUGUGGCAGAGGAGAAACAAAACUUGGAGGAGAAGAUGAGGGAUGAGAUCAUGGGUGCACAGGAGGAGGCGCACCGCCUGCAGGAGCUGAGACAGGGAGCCGUCAGUGAGCUUAGCCGUCUCCGAUAUGCAGAGGAAGAACUUGUGCAGGUCCGCGGAGCACUAAAGCAGGCUGAGAAGGACAUGCAGGCCAGUUGGACUGCCUCAGACGCCCUCCAGCAGUGGCUGCAGUUGACACAUGAAGUAGAGGUCCAGUACUACAAUGUCAAGAAGCACAGUGCUGAAUUACAGCUUGCUACGGCCAAAGAAGAGGCAGAAAGAAUUAAGAAGAAGAGAAGCUCUGUGCUUGGGACUCUCCAUGUGGCCCACAGUUCUUCUUUAGACCAGGUAGACCACAAAAUCCUGGAGGCAAAGAAUGCUUUGUCAGAGGUAACAGCAUGUCUCCGGGAGCGGCUCCAUCGCUGGCAACAGAUUGAACGCAUCUGUGGCUUCCCUGUCAUCAGGAAUCCCGGCCUGACGAACCUCACUGCUCAGUUGUAUUCAGAUUCACUCACUCUGGGUUUGCCUCGAUUACCUCAGUCAUCUUGCUUGUGCCACAGCUCUGUUCAUGGGUCCAUCGAGGAUCUGUUGGAAGAGUCUCCCGCCCCAAUACUUUCACAAAUUCCAGGUGCUCCACUGAAGCGUUCACCUCGAACACGGGCUUCCACUAUACGCCGAACACGCCGUCACGGUAUUACACAACCACCAACCCCUAUGAUCUCAGCAGACCCCGACCUUCUCAUCCAGAUUCGAGCUCCUUACCCUUGUUUUGAUGAAGAUGACAGACUCUUCCGUAAAACGAUAAAGAAACAAGACUCCCAAGAAAGAUUCUCAGAUUCAGACUAUACCACUUCACCUCCUCAUAGCAAAACGUGCCCAUGCCCCUCUGCUGAGGUCUCCUCUCACAGGCUCUACCAUGAUGAAACAGAGCCGCUUGCAGACAGCUCUGUGGCAGCAAUGCCUUUGAAUAAGGAAGUGGAAGCUGGUGUUGAAUCUCCAAAUCGCAAAAUUUAUACAGAAGGACUUGAAAGUCUUGAAAGGAAGAUAGUGAAAGAAGUUCUGGACAGCUCUAUGGAAAAUUCUCUUCUGAUGAUGUCAAAAGAUGAGUCCGUAAUGGAGGCUCCACCAAGGAAGACGUCCAGAGAUAGGAGUGAAGUUCCAGAGGAUUUUGGCAUUCGAAACGUCUCAUCUACUGAAUUUGAUUCAGAAUAUCCAUCACGGAAAGUAGACCGAGAACCAAUAGAGGAAGUUCUAGACAAUCCUUCAAGGUGUGUACCCAGAGAUCGAGGUGAUUUACCACUGGAUGUCAGAAAGAUUCUUUGGGAUGAAGUAGAAGCAUCAGAUUUUAGACGUAAAAAGUUAUCAAAAGGUAUGAUGGGGGCUUCAAUAGACAGUGCCUCAAGAAAGACGGUACUAGAAGGUUCUGAGUUUCCGUUUGACUUACUAUCAAGAAGGAUUGCAAGAGAUUCAUUGGGAAUGUCUUUGGAUGGAGGAGUUAGGAAACUUGAUUCCUCUCUCUGGGGGAUAGCCAAAGAUAAGAUGGCUGAGGUAACGCACUCAAGAAAGAGCUCUCAAGAUGCGCUGGAUUGUUGUGCAGAUACUGCUUCAAUGAAGAUUCUACCCAGAGAGGAACCAGAACAAUUUAUGGCUCACACAUCUUCAGCAGAGUUGGGUUCAGAACCGUCAAUAAGUAAAAGGAUAUGUAAAGACGAACGCGAGGUUCCUCCUAGAAAGAGAACAACACAAAUGUCAAGAGAUGACGAGGUCACACAAGACACACCUACAGGAAGACUCUCCAGGGAUAGAGUUGAAUCACCUAUGGAAACACAGUGGCAACGAGUAGUGAAGGGGGAGUCAGAGGAAUCUGAUUCAAACUCAGUCCCAGGUGAAACUCAGCAGCCAGACCUUACAGUGACCUCCCACGUGCCAUUGAAGUCAUCGGUUGAUAUUUUUCCUGUCGGCCCACUGAGCCAACUCGUUUACGAUGGAAUCCUGGAGAAGUCCUGCAACGCCAUAGCAGCAACCCCAAUGAGCCUUUCUGCCUCGACUCCCAACCUACCCCAAUGCUUCCCCAGGCUUCUGGCAGAGUCUGAGUCACCACUGGCACCAGCAAGAGUUACCUUCCAAUCCCCUCCAUCCACCUCUUCUGAAGCUAAAGAUGACAGAAACAGAGAUAAAGAAAAGAGCAGGAAAUCCUUGAAGUUGAAAAAUCUUUUUAAAAAGAAAAAUGAGGCAAUUACAGAGAAGAUUCAAAGUGGUCUCCAGAAACUCUAACUAAUAAUUUAGUUUUGUGUUUUUCAUGUAAUAUUUUUUAGAGGUUAAAAUGAUAAAGGUAAAAAUGUAUUGACAUAGACCAUUGUAGAUUCAAUGAUGUUUAAAGAGAUACUGCGCUUCUGUUUUACACGUAUACUUUAAUAAUUAAAUUAAUUAAAAGCUCCUAUUUAGACAUUCAGAACAAGUACCAUAAUGACACACUUUUCUCAGA